Messenger RNA from Cuculus canorus (common cuckoo), 1095 nucleotides. It is a transcript of the gene PSMD7, whose product is annotated as proteasome 26S subunit, non-ATPase 7. Gene Ontology annotation, molecular function: metallopeptidase activity; protein binding. The coding region runs from base 112 to 1074 and encodes 320 amino acids. The transcript is spliced from 7 exons. Lineage: Eukaryota; Metazoa; Chordata; Aves; Cuculiformes; Cuculidae. Gene Ontology annotation, biological process: proteasome-mediated ubiquitin-dependent protein catabolic process. The record is from RefSeq and is a predicted model, not a curated record. Gene Ontology annotation, cellular component: proteasome regulatory particle; proteasome complex.
CCGCCCCGCCCCGCGCGCGGGGCAGGCUGGGAGCGGCGCGGCGCGGGCCUGGUGCGGGCGGUGCGGGCCGGGCUGGCGGCGGAGCGGCAGCAGCGGGGCCGGGCGGGCGCCAUGCCGGAGCUGGCGGUGGACCGGGUGGUGGUGCACCCGCUGGUGCUGCUCAGCGUCGUCGAUCACUUCAACAGAAUAGGAAAAGUUGGAAACCAGAAACGUGUUGUCGGUGUGCUGCUGGGCUCCUGGCAGAAGAAAAUACUAGAUGUGUCCAACAGUUUUGCAGUACCUUUUGAUGAGGAUGACAAGGAUGAUACUGUGUGGUUCCUAGACCAUGACUAUCUGGAGAAUAUGUAUGGGAUGUUUAAGAAGGUCAACGCUAGAGAAAGAAUAGUCGGUUGGUACCACACAGGCCCUAAACUGCACAAGAACGACAUCGCCAUCAAUGAACUGAUGAAAAGAUACUGUCCUAACUCUGUGUUGGUGAUUAUUGAUGUGAAGCCUAAGGACCUGGGGCUGCCCACAGAAGCUUAUAUUUCGGUUGAAGAAGUUCACGAUGAUGGCACUCCAACCUCCAAGACGUUUGAGCAUGUGACUAGUGAGAUCGGAGCAGAAGAGGCAGAGGAAGUUGGUGUUGAACACUUGCUACGAGAUAUCAAGGAUACAACGGUGGGCACUCUGUCCCAGCGGAUCACGAAUCAGGUCCAUGGCUUGAAGGGACUGAACUCCAAGCUUCUGGACAUCAGGAGCUACCUAGAGAAAGUAGCCAUGGGCAAACUCCCAAUCAAUCACCAGAUCAUCUACCACCUUCAAGAUGUCUUCAACCUGCUACCGGAUGUCAACCUGCAAGAGUUUGUCAAGGCCUUCUAUCUGAAGACCAACGACCAGAUGGUGGUAGUUUACCUGGCUUCUCUUAUCCGUUCUGUGGUUGCCCUGCACAACCUCAUCAACAACAAGAUUGCCAACAGGGAUGCAGAGAAGAAAGAAGGACAAGAAAAAGAAGAAAGUAAAAAGGAGAGAAAAGAUGAGAAGGACAAGGAGAAGAGCGAUGUCAAGAAAGACGAGAAAAAGGAGAAAAAGUAAAAUGUGUAGUUUUUUUAUUUG